AUGGAAUAUGACAAGCUAGAUCCAAAUCUUUUCUUGGACUUACCUUGGCUCGUUGUUCGUGAAAUUUUAUCAUAUGUUCCCAAAGAGUACAUCAGUGAGACCUUCUUAAAGGUCCCUGGGCUUCGUUAUAGACUCAUUGAAGAAUACUACUCAGAGCUCCAUUUCGUGCUCACUCCGUUGAAGAGGCCCCAUGCAUGUUUUGACGAUAAAGCCGAACUCAUUGAUAUAACAAGCUAUGGUGAGAUCUCUUCAUUCUUGGACGAUAAUCCAGACAUUGUGCCUCAGACCGUUCGUGUUAUGACCUCUAUGGACUUUAUCUCCAUGAGGUCUCUCUUGACUGAAUAUAGAGACUGGUUUCUUGAAAUUCCUAAUCUUCACUUCCACAUCGAGUCUCAUCAUUUUACUGAUGACUGCUUUGAGUUUAUCCAGUCGUUCCCAAACCUUAGAAAGCUCCAACUCACCGGUCCUGUAAUCGGUGACAUCACAGAUCUAUCCACAACCUUUUGGAAGUUGCGAGAUCUAGAGACCCUCGUUCUUUUGGGGCAUGGUAUAAAAAGUUGGUCUGGUAUAAAGUUACCUCCAAAUUUGAAGCAUCUUGAUACCUCUUGGACUCACAAGUGUGACAUCACAACGAUAAAUAUUCCUUCUACAGUGGAGGAAAUUUACUGGAAUGACGCAGGUGUUUCAUCUGAAAAGCUACGCAAUGUAAAAUUUCCCUCGUCUCUCUCGACUUUAGUAAUCACAGAGUGCAAGUUGGAGUCGUUGACACUCUCUGAUCUUCCUCAAUCCUUGAAAUGUUUGGCAAUUUCACGAGCACAACUAACGAAAUUUGUGUACGACGAUAAGUAUAAUCAGUGGCCCCAUAGCUUGGAAACUCUUAUCUUGAGUUACAAUCAGCUUGAUAACAAUUCCCUCCGACAGCUCAGCCAGACGAAAAUGCCUUCUGCUUUGAAAAUUCUAAAACUCGACGGAAAUCGCUUCACCCAUUUGCAUCACUUGAAGCACUUGCCUGAUGACUUGAAACUCAUGGACAUAUCCAAGUGCCCUAUUCAGAGUCUCGAGGAUCCUACAAAUGAUGAUGGAUAUUCUUUCUAUCACUUCCCACAGAGUUUGGAAACUCUCAACGUAUCUGAAUGUCUCCAUUUGACAAGUCAAAACCCGGAUACUUUGAUCUUACCAUCAGAAAGAAUAAGACUACCGGAGUCCUUGCUUGAACUCGAUCUUAGCGGAUGUUGGAAUAUUCGCUUCGAUGGUUUUUUCUUCCCAAGGUCACUUCGGAGACUUUCUCUUAGUGGUUCAAACAUUGCUGAUUUAAACAGAUAUGAUUACACCAAGAUAAAUGGUCUUCCGUCCACUGAACCUCCCAUCUCUUGGCGUGAUCUUGAGCAUUUGAUAUCGCUCGAUUUAUCGGCAAACUCCAUUCGCUCCUUGACUGGGUGGAAUCCUCCGCCCAAACUUGUCACGCUUGAUCUCAUGUCCAACAUGAUCAAGGAAAUCUCGGCAACGUUCACAAUUUUCAACAGGAAAAAAAAUCAAUAUCUUGUGCAUCUUCAGAACAUAAAUUUGGCCAACAACAAGAUAGAAAACAUUGACGAUGAAGCGACCUUGCCCAGCAAUUUGGUUUCUUUGAGUCUUGAGAAUAACCUCUUGGCACGCUUCAAAUUCACCGAUGGUAUUUUGAAUAGUCCAAUGUUACGGAAAUUAAAUUUGGCUGCAAAUGAUAUUUCACAGAUGAGCGUGGCGACUUCCAAGAGAUCGACCCUUGAAGAGCUCGAUCUAUCUUUAGGAAGUGGAGAACGAACAUCGCGUCCGAUAUCAUCAGAGACACUUUAUGGCGUCUUCGAGAAGUUGGGACUUCAGGUUGCUCGUAAGAAGAGAAAAGUACGUACUUUGCAUCAAUUUAUACAGCAUUAG
Messenger RNA from Candidozyma auris, 1914 nucleotides. RefSeq lists its product as uncharacterized. The transcript has a single exon. Bases 1 to 1914 code for a protein of 637 amino acids. The record is from RefSeq and is a predicted model, not a curated record. Gene Ontology annotation, molecular function: protein binding. NCBI's taxonomy places the organism in Eukaryota, Fungi, Ascomycota, Pichiomycetes, Serinales, Metschnikowiaceae.